UCAUUAAAAAGUAACAAUAAAAAUGUCUUCUCAUAUUGGUAGAGCCUAUUUGACAAACUGUUUAAAAGUACCUAUAGAUCCUUGCAGCAAUUGUCCGGCACCCACCUACAGCAGACCCAAAUUAUAUUUGGGACGUUCAACAGCAACACCAAAUACUUGUUCAAAUCCUGAGGAUAUGAGAAAACACUGUAGUUCGGUGGAAAGAGGUACUAAAUGGUCUUGUGGUGGUAUUAGAUCCUUGGCGAAAUUGUAUGAUAGUAUACCAGAUUACAGAGAUUUACAUCAUUUAAGUGGAGAGGAGUUUUAUUCCACUUUGGAUACUUUGAGAUCAACUUGUCGUGAAUUAAAAGUAAAAACCAGUUGCUUGAGUUCAGAAGAUCGAUGCAGUACCACUACCUCAACUUCCUUAACGUCCAAUAGUCAAUUGGCUGGAAGUCGCAGUAAAAAGUGUAAAAAAACUAAAAAGAAGAAAAAAUCGAAUGGCAAACAAAGUGCUAUAAAAUGUGAGGAAGUCCAGGAAUCCGAUUUUAUACAAGAUUUCCUAAAUAAACAAAAACAAGAGAAUUGUCCAGAAUCGGUAGUAACAAAACCGCGCCAAAGUUCACUUUGUAAAAGUUCUAAACAGGAUUUAGAGCAAGAAGUAGAAUGUUUUAAAAACUCUUUAAAAGAAUUUGAGGCGGAAUUUAAACGUUCGCUGAGUUCUUUAAAUCGCAAUGAAUCCCGCUCCUUUACAAAAAACUCUACCAAAGAUGUAUUUUGUAAACCGCAAGGGGAUAAUGAGAAAAUUUCGGAAAAAGUACCUGUACGUUCUAACUUUACCUCCCAAUUACGAGAACGUUUACGUAAAUCGUUAUCAUUUAAUGAUUUACACUCGAUAACUGAACCCGCUGAACUUAUAGAAUUAAGAAUGAAGAAUAAAACUCUGGAACAUUUAUCUUUUAAAGGAGAUACUGCUGGACUGCAAGAUCCCACAAAUUUAAGUAAUUACUUUGUGGAGAAGUCCAAAUCAGAGACUACGGGAAUACCUAAAAUUAUUGUUAAUUCACCAAACUCCACCGAUCAGUCUAGUGAUCGUUUGCAAGGCAAAAAGAAAUCAAAACAAAAAUCGAAUAAAAAAGAGGAAUAUAAAAUGCCUUUUACAAUAUUCGAUUUGGAUUCGAAUUCAAAAAAGGAGGGUUCUAUUAAGCAUUCUACACCCUCGCCAGUGCAUCCUGUGGCGCGUCCCAAUCUAGCUGCCACUUUAAGAGUGGAAAGUUCUAAGAAAAAAGUUAAAGAACUUAAAAACAAUUGUACCUAUCACGACUCAACACCACAAUUCGAUUGGGAAGUUAGAAAAACUCCAGCCUGGAAAACGUUAUCCUUCAAUGAAACACACAAGGAGAUACUGCAACUACGUUUGGCUACACGUAAAGCCGAACAAGCACUUCAGCAACGUGAAUAUGAACUCAAUAUGGAAUUAAUGCGUCAACGUGUCAAAUCGGCACCACUACUGCUGGAGGGUCCCACCUAUUGGGGUCCUCAUGUGGGUAAACUUUCACAUGCAUGUCAAAAAGAGGGGCGACGUCAUAUGUGUCAAUCGAAUCAACAGCGUAGCAGACGUAAAAAGCAUACAUCACGUAGUCUUAGUUGUAGACGCACCGGGUUUCUAACAUCAUCAUUAACUAUGGAUGGCGAUACCCUUGAUACCGCUACAAAUACCUAUAGAGUACAAACGGAAUCACGAGCUAGCAUGGCGCAAAAAUUAAAUACUUUACGUAAAAUUUAUGGUGGCGAUGGCACUAAAUCUCAGUCCCGCAAUUCAAAUCACAGUACAAAUACUCAACAAUCGCUAAAAUCUCAAAUGAAAAGAAAUUCCAGUCGUAUGCAAAGACAUGAGGAGAAAUCUUACAAAAGUGAGGGAAAUUUUGGUAAAGUUGAAUUAGAUAGUGGCGAUGAGUUGUCGAGUUUGGAUAGAGCUUUUUUGUAGUUAAAAUUAAACUGAACAAUAAAGUUUUCUAAAAGCAUUACAAACAAUUCAAAAAAGAACUUGUAAUCAGUCGACAGUGAAGUGUCAAUAGAUUCAAUUUGUCAAUUUUCACUUCCAAAUUGCUUACCAGGUAGAAAAUUUGUUUUAAUUCUUAAUAUAAUUUCGUCUUUUAAAGCUCUGAUGCCGUAAAGAUUUUAUAUAAUUUUAGCUCGAAUUACAAAACUAUGUCUGC
This is a messenger RNA of Lucilia cuprina (Australian sheep blowfly), 2198 nucleotides long. RefSeq lists its product as uncharacterized. The transcript has 7 exons. Lineage: Eukaryota; Metazoa; Arthropoda; Insecta; Diptera; Calliphoridae. The coding region runs from base 23 to 1966 and encodes 647 amino acids. The record is from RefSeq and is a predicted model, not a curated record.